AUGGCUGGUGCACAAGAAAAAUGGUAUUUUUCAAAAGAACAACUACAGAAUUCAGCAAGCAGAAAAUGCGGCUUAGAUGGAGAUAAGGAGCUUGCAUAUCGGCAGCAGGCCGCCAAUCUCAUCCAGGAUAUGGGCCAGAGGCUGCAAGUAUCUCAACUAUGUAUAAAUACAGCGAUAGUGUAUAUGCAUCGGUUCUAUGCAUUUCAUUCAUUCACACAGUUUCACAGGAAUGCUAUAGCCGCUGCUGCGCUAUUCCUUGCAGCAAAGGUGGAAGAGCAGCCAAGGAAGUUAGAAUAUGUAAUAAAAGUAGCACAUGUCUGCCUCCACAGGGGUGAGGGUGUUAAUACCCUCACCAGCUCAGAGCAGUAUCAGGAACAGGCCCAAGACUUAGUAUUUAACGAGAAUGUCCUAUUACAAACACUGGGUUUCGAUGUCGCAAUCGACCACCCACACACUCACGUCGUACGGACAUGUCACCUUGUCAAAGCUCCGAAGGAUUUGGCCCAAACAUCAUAUUUCAUGGCAUCGAACAGUCUCCACCUGACUACAAUGUGCUUGCAGUACAAGCCCACGGUGGUCGCAUGCUUUUGUAUACAUCUGGCCUCUAAGUGGAGCAAUUGGCAGAUUCCGCAGUCACAUGAGGGCAGGCAUUGGUUCUCCUAUGUGGAUAAAACUGUAACAGCUGAUCUUCUAGAGCGGCUCACGUCUGAAUUCCUUCACAUAUUCGACAAGUGUCCUUCUAGACUGAAAAAGAAGAUGAUGACCAUGUCCAAUGCCAGCGGAAGUUCACCAAACCCACCUCACCCCAACGUGGCGUCUCCAUUUGAUAGGAAAAAGGAACACAUGCUCGGGACUGCGACUGAUGAAAUCGACAAAUGCUUUGAUAAAGAGUAUGAACGCGAAAGGCGCCGCCAACAAGUCCCCGGAGGCUACGUGCCGGCGACGUCACAGCCGCAACCACAGAAGAUAGAUUUCAAUUUGUACAGAGAGAAGAAAGAGAGGGAGGAGAGAGAGAGACGCCAGCAGGCCAUACGUGCUGGCCCAAGGCCCACCAACCAGCCCCCACAGAGUCACAGACCCCCUAGCAAACCUCACAUGUGGCCUCACAAACCACUACACCACAAACCUCCCCACGACAAACCUCCCCACGACAAACUUCUCCACGACAAACUUCUCCACGACAAACCUCUCCACGACAAACCUCUCCACGACAAACUUCUCCACGAUAAACCUCUCCACGAGAGGCAUCGACCCUCCAAUCCACCGAACCUCCUCAAUCUCCCGCCUAAUCUUCCAAUACCCAAUCCUCCACUAUCCGAAAUUCCACAAAGAACGCGCCCCCCGUCGCUGUUCUCCCCGGAGAAUGUCACACCACCGGCCACGGCCGCCCAGCCCAAACGACCACCUCAUGUGGUCCCGAAACUCAACCGUCCCCCCGAGAAACCCCCGAGUCCCAAAAAGCGCCCAGACACGGCGUUCGCCAUACGGGAGAUGCAGCCCCCCGCCAUCCUCUCCCCUAUAUCCCCCAAAAAAACCGAGCCAGAACUAGUACCUGUAGUUAAGAAAUUAGAAGAAAGAAAAAAACCGGAAAAAGAAAAACUGGAAGUCCGGAACGGCAUCGAGACCGACCCGACGCUGGUCUCCAACCUUCUGAAGGAGAGCCUCGCCAAGCCGGUGCCGAUCACCGUCCCGACGGAGACACUCGAGAAGGAGAAACACAAGAAGGAGAAGAAGAAGAAGGAGAAACACAAAAGUGGCAAGAAGCACAAGAAGGAGCGUAAGAAGAGCCCGCAGAAGAGCCCCGAGCAGGGGUUGAGGAUUACGAUCCCGCGGUCAUCGUCCCCCGGGCUCAAGAUCAAGAUCCCCAAAGAGAGAAUUACCAUCCCCCCGCCGGGAUUGAAGAUCAAAAUCUCCAAGGACGUCCUGGAGAACUCCAGGAAGAGACCGAAUAUGGAGGGAGGUCCACCGCCGAAGAUCCCCAAGGACUUUAAGGUAGGCAAUUAUUUUCAGCCCCUGCCCUACUACAUGGUUCAGCCCCCGCCUCUCUACUACGGCAUGGAGUUCUUCUAUAAUCCAAUAUAUCAAAAUCCACCGCUGCCUGCGAUGCCGCCGCCGCCCGUGCCGCCGCCGCCGCCGGAGCCCUGA
Pieris macdunnoughi is the source of this 2145-nucleotide messenger RNA. Lineage: Eukaryota; Metazoa; Arthropoda; Insecta; Lepidoptera; Pieridae. The record is from the annotation of a GenBank genome assembly.